GAGGUGUCACGGUGGGUGGGACGAGGAGCUCGAGAGGGAGGUGGGGCGAGGCGGUCCGAUCCACGGGGAGGCGAGAAGAAAUGGCGCCAUGGGAGGAGAAAAGGAGCUCGUGGGGGCCGAAAAGGAGUGGGGAACUUGCGGAGGAGAGUGAAGGAGCGUUUCUCUCUCCCACGGGUCGUCGCCAUCGCCAUCGUCAUCGAGCACCACGCCACCACCAACCGUCCACCGGUGGUGGCCACUGGCCAGCGAAGCCAUGACGUUAUCCCCUCACACACUCUGCCCACCCCUUCUCCCCCCGCUCCCGCCAAGUUCAAACCGCCGCCCGCCGCCGCCUCGCUCCCGCCCCUGCCCCCGCAUACUCCUCCCGGCGCUCGCGGGCCGCCGGAGCCGCGUACACCUCGCGCGGCCGCCGCGCGCGGGUGCGGGCGCAGGGGACGGCAUGGCGUCGCAGGACGCGCACUACCCCACGCUGCUCGAGCACAUGGGCCGGGCCGGCGCGCCCGCCGACCUCGCCGUCCUCGUCGCCCACAUCCAGGCCGCCUGCAAGCGCAUCGCCGCGCUCGUCGCGUCCCCCGGCAACGCCGACCUCUCGCGGGCCAAGCCGGCGGCCGCUGCCGGUGGGGCGUCCGCGGCCGGGCGCGACGCGCCCAAGCCGCUCGACGAAUUGUCGAACGAGAUCAUCCUGUCGUCGCUCCAAAGCUCCGGAAAAGUUGCAGUGGUGGCGUCCGAAGAAAACGAUCUCCCCGUUUGGAUGUGCGAUGACGGCCCCUAUGUUGUUGUCACCGACCCGCUCGAUGGUUCUCGCAACAUCGAGGUGUCGAUCCCCACUGGAACGAUAUUCGGGAUAUACGAUAGGCUGGUGGAACUCGACCAUCUCCCUGUGGAGGAGAAAGCUCAGCUCAAUUCACUGCAGAGCGGUUCUCGCCUGGUCGCUGCUGGAUACGUCCUAUAUUCAUCUGCCACCAUCUUCUGCAUCAGUUUCGGUGAGGGAACUCAUGGCUUCACGUUGGAUAGAUCGACAGGAGAAUUUGUUCUGACGUAUCCUUUCAUGCAAAUACCCCCUAGAGGACAGAUAUAUUCAGUGAAUGAUGCGCGGUAUUUCGACUGGCCAGAGGGCCUGAAGAAGUACAUCGACACGAUCAGACAAGGCAAGGGGCAGAAUCCCAAGAAGUACUCGGCUCGGUACGUGUGCUCAUUGGUCGCUGAUUUUCACCGGACGGUCAUAUACGGUGGAGUCGCAAUGAACCCGAGGGAUCACCUUCGGUUGGUAUACGAGGCAAAUCCUCUCAGUUUCCUUGCCGAGCAGGCAGGGGGGCGAGGCUCGGAUGGCAAAACCAGAAUCCUCUCCAUUCAGCCUGUGAAGCUGCACCAGAGGCUGCCAUUGUUCCUUGGGAGCAUGGAGGACAUGCUUGAGCUAGAAAGCUAUGGGGAUGUCCAGCAGAAAGUCAAUCCUGGAUACGAUGUUUAAUGUUAAGCAUGAGGUGAUACCUUCAGGUAUUGUAGCUUACAAUGAGGUAACCAUUGUAUAUGGCAAAGUCUAUAUUUGCAAGCACAAUGUUGUUUCUGUGUAUUGUUUUGUUUGCCUUCUUUUGCCUAGGCAAUUGCAGAGUACUGCAUAAUGGAGGUCAGAAAAAUUUGCUGUAGUUCACUGUGGAAACAAAAUAUGCAAUAUGGCUAUUUGUUUGUAA
This is a messenger RNA of Hordeum vulgare subsp. vulgare (domesticated barley), 1688 nucleotides long. Its product is annotated as fructose-1,6-bisphosphatase, chloroplastic. Lineage: Eukaryota; Viridiplantae; Streptophyta; Magnoliopsida; Poales; Poaceae. The transcript is spliced from 3 exons. Bases 254 to 1468 code for a protein of 404 amino acids. Gene Ontology annotation, cellular component: cytoplasm; cytosol. Gene Ontology annotation, molecular function: fructose 1,6-bisphosphate 1-phosphatase activity. Gene Ontology annotation, biological process: gluconeogenesis; fructose 6-phosphate metabolic process; sucrose biosynthetic process. The record is from RefSeq and is a predicted model, not a curated record.